Nannospalax galili (Upper Galilee mountains blind mole rat) is the source of this 5595-nucleotide messenger RNA. It is a transcript of the gene Pum1, whose product is annotated as pumilio RNA binding family member 1. The coding region runs from base 248 to 3814 and encodes 1188 amino acids. The transcript is spliced from 22 exons. Gene Ontology annotation, molecular function: mRNA 3'-UTR binding. Gene Ontology annotation, biological process: regulation of mRNA stability; miRNA processing. The record is from RefSeq and is a predicted model, not a curated record. Gene Ontology annotation, cellular component: cytoplasm; cytosol. Lineage: Eukaryota; Metazoa; Chordata; Mammalia; Rodentia; Spalacidae.
GCGCGCUCGCCCCAGUGGGCGGGCUCUCGCUGCGCGCACAGCGGUUGUGUUGUCGGCGAGUUUCCCGGAGUUCACACAGGCCCUGCGGUUGGCAUGACAACCGGGCAACCUGUUCCAGAGCCGCCAGCCUGCUCCGCACACGCCGCUGCCACCGCCGGAGCCGGGGCCGGCGCCGAUCCCAUGAUGCACCGCGCCAGCCCAGUCCCCAGUGGGCCGCCAUGUUGUCGGAGUGAAAGGUGUUGGUGGAAUGAGCGUUGCAUGUGUCUUGAAGAGAAAAGCAGUGCUUUGGCAGGACUCUUUCAGCCCCCACUUGAAACAUCACCCUCAAGAACCAGCUAAUCCCAACAUGCCUGUUGUUUUGACAUCUGGAACAGGGUCGCAAGGGCAGCCACAACCAGCUGCAAAUCAAGCUCUUGCAGCUGGGACACACUCCAGCCCUGUCCCAGGAUCCAUAGGAGUUGCAGGCCGCUCCCAGGACGACGCUAUGGUGGACUACUUCUUUCAGAGGCAGCAUGGUGAGCAGCUUGGGGGAGGAGGAAGUGGUGGAGGCAGCUAUAAUAAUAGCAAACAUCGAUGGCCUACAGGGGAUAACAUUCAUGCAGAACAUCAGGUGCGCUCUAUGGAUGAACUAAAUCAUGAUUUUCAAGCACUUGCUCUGGAGGGGAGAGCUAUGGGAGAGCAGCUCUUGCCAGGUAAAAAGUUUUGGGAAACAGAUGAAUCCAGCAAAGAUGGACCAAAAGGAAUAUUCCUGGGUGAUCAAUGGCGAGACAGUGCCUGGGGAACAUCAGAUCAUUCAGUUUCCCAGCCAAUCAUGGUGCAGAGAAGACCUGGUCAGAGUUUCCAUGUGAACAGUGAGGUCAAUUCUGUACUGUCCCCACGAUCGGAGAGUGGGGGACUAGGCGUUAGCAUGGUGGAGUAUGUGUUGAGCUCAUCCCCGGGCGAUUCCUGUCUAAGAAAAGGAGGAUUUGGCCCAAGGGAUGCAGACAGUGAUGAAAACGACAAAGGUGAAAAGAAGAACAAGGGUGCGUUUGAUGGAGAUAAGCUAGGAGAUUUGAAGGAGGAGGGUGAUGUGAUGGACAAGACCAAUGGUUUACCAGUGCAGAAUGGGAUUGAUGCAGACGUCAAAGAUUUUAGCCGUACCCCUGGUAAUUGCCAGAACUCUGCUAAUGAAGUGGAUCUUCUGGGUCCAAACCAGAAUGGUUCUGAGGGCUUAGCCCAGCUGACCAGCACCAAUGGUGCCAAGCCUGUGGAGGAUUUCUCCAACAUGGAGUCCCAGAGUGUCCCUUUGGACCCCAUGGAGCAUGUGGGCAUGGAGCCUCUGCAGUUUGAUUAUUCAGGCACGCAGGUACCUGUGGACUCAGCAGGAGCAACUGUGGGACUUUUUGACUACAAUUCUCAACAACAGCUAUUCCAAAGGCCCAAUGCGCUUGCUGUCCAGCAGUUGACAGCUGCUCAGCAGCAGCAGUACGCGCUCGCAGCGGCUCACCAGCCUCACAUCGGUUUAGCUCCCGCUGCGUUCGUCCCCAAUCCAUACAUCAUCAGCGCUGCUCCCCCAGGGACGGACCCCUACACAGCUGGAUUGGCUGCAGCAGCGACACUUGGCCCAGCUGUGGUGCCUCACCAAUAUUAUGGAGUCACUCCCUGGGGAGUCUACCCUGCCAGUCUUUUCCAGCAGCAAGCUGCAGCAGCUGCAGCAGCAACGAAUUCUGCUAACCAGCAGACCACCCCACAGGCCCAGCAAGGACAGCAGCAGGUUCUCCGUGGAGGAGCCAGCCAACGUCCUUUGACCCCAAAUCAGAAUCAGCAGGGACAGCAAACAGAUCCCCUUGUGGCAGCUGCAGCAGUAAAUUCUGCUCUUGCAUUUGGACAAGGCCUGGCUGCAGGCAUGCCAGGUUAUCCAGUCUUGGCUCCUGCUGCUUACUAUGACCAAACUGGUGCCCUUGUGGUGAAUGCAGGAGCGAGAAAUGGCCUUGGAGCACCAGUUCGGCUUGUUGCUCCGGCCCCGGUCAUCAUUAGCUCCUCAGCUGCACAAGCAGCUGUUGCAGCGGCUGCAGCUUCAGCAAAUGGAGCAGCUGGCGGUCUUGCUGGAACUACAAAUGGACCAUUUCGCCCUUUAGGCACCCAGCAACCUCAACCCCAGCCCCAGCAGCAGCCCAGCAACAACCUGGCAUCCAGCUCUUUCUAUGGCAACAACUCUCUGAGCAGCAACUCCCAGAGCAGCUCCCUCUUCUCUCAGGGCUCUGCCCAGCCGGCCAACACAUCCUUGGGAUUUGGAAGCAGCAGUUCUCUUGGUGCCACCCUGGGAUCAGCCCUUGGAGGGUUUGGAACAGCAGUUGCAAACUCCAACACUGGCAGUGGCUCCCGCCGUGACUCCCUGACUGGCAGCAGUGACCUUUAUAAGAGGACAUCGAGCAGCUUGACCCCCAUUGGACACAGUUUUUAUAACGGCCUUAGCUUUUCCUCCUCUCCUGGACCCGUGGGCAUGCCUCUCCCUAGUCAGGGACCAGGACAUUCACAGACACCACCUCCUUCCCUCUCUUCACAUGGAUCCUCUUCAAGCUUAAACCUGGGAGGACUCACAAAUGGCAGUGGAAGAUACAUCUCUGCUGCUCCUGGUGCCGAAGCCAAGUACCGCAGUGCAAGCAGCGCCUCCAGCCUCUUCAGCCCCAGCAGCACCCUUUUCUCUUCGUCUCGUUUGAGAUACGGAAUGUCAGAUGUCAUGCCCUCUGGCAGGAGCAGGCUUUUGGAAGAUUUUCGAAAUAAUCGGUACCCUAAUUUACAACUACGGGAGAUUGCUGGACAUAUAAUGGAGUUUUCCCAAGACCAGCAUGGGUCCAGAUUCAUCCAGCUGAAAUUAGAGCGUGCCACGGCAGCUGAACGCCAGCUUGUCUUCAAUGAAAUCCUUCAGGCUGCCUACCAACUUAUGGUGGAUGUGUUUGGAAAUUAUGUCAUUCAGAAGUUCUUUGAAUUUGGCAGCCAUGAACAGAAGCUGGCUUUGGCAGAGCGAAUUCGAGGCCAUGUCCUGUCAUUGGCAUUACAGAUGUAUGGCUGCCGGGUUAUCCAGAAAGCUCUGGAAUUUAUUCCCUCAGACCAGCAGGUAAUUAAUGAGAUGGUUCGGGAGUUAGAUGGCCAUGUCCUGAAGUGUGUGAAAGACCAGAACGGCAACCAUGUGGUUCAGAAGUGCAUUGAAUGUGUACAGCCUCAGUCUUUGCAAUUUAUCAUUGAUGCGUUCAAGGGGCAGGUGUUUGCUUUGUCCACCCAUCCUUAUGGCUGCCGAGUGAUCCAGAGAAUCCUGGAGCACUGUCUUCCUGACCAGACCCUCCCUAUCUUAGAGGAGCUUCACCAGCACACGGAGCAGCUUGUACAGGAUCAGUAUGGAAAUUAUGUAAUCCAGCAUGUAUUAGAGCAUGGUCGUCCUGAGGAUAAAAGUAAAAUUGUAGCAGAAAUCCGAGGAAAUGUGCUUGUAUUGAGUCAGCACAAAUUUGCAAGCAAUGUUGUGGAGAAGUGUGUCACUCACGCCUCACGUACAGAGCGCGCUGUGCUUAUUGACGAAGUAUGCACCAUGAACGACGGUCCCCACAGUGCCUUAUAUACCAUGAUGAAGGAUCAGUAUGCCAACUACGUGGUCCAGAAGAUGAUUGAUGUGGCCGAGCCAGGCCAGCGGAAGAUCGUUAUGCACAAGAUCCGGCCACACAUCGCUACCCUUCGCAAGUACACCUACGGCAAGCACAUCCUGGCCAAGCUAGAGAAGUACUACAUGAAGAAUGGUGUAGACUUGGGGCCCAUCUGUGGCCCCCCUAAUGGCAUCAUCUGAGCGAUGCUCCCACCCCCGUCCCGCUGACCUCACUGACCCUGGCAAAUCAACCAGCAACCAGAAAUGCCCAGUGUAGACUUGGAAAUGGGCGCCGGCUGCUCCGGGAUUACUCCCUCUUCUAAAAGAAAUCAGAUCCACAAGUGGAAAAGCCUUUGUAAAUUUCAUUUUAUUACACAUAAUAUGUACUAAUUAUUUUUUUUAAUUGACUAAUUGCCCUGCUGUUUUACUGGUGUAUAGGAACUUGUACAUAGGUAAUCAGUGUACAUGGGAGGCCACAUAUUUUGUUCAAUGCUGUAUCUGUCUUCCACAUGUGGACACUUUCAGGGUGGUUGGUUUAACAAAAAAAGUUUAAAAAAAAAAAAGAAAAAAAAUGGUUUUUAACUCAUUUGCCUUGUGGCAAGUUUUGCAAAUAGCUCUUCCUCACCUCAUUUUAUUAAAAACAAACCUGAGGUUUGAAUUGACCCCAAAGCGGCAUUCAACACUGUUUAAUAAAGUAUACAUACAUAUACAUAUACAUACAUACAUACAUUUAACACUGUUUAUAAAGUAUACAUACAUACAUACACACACACACACAUAUGAAAUGGAAUUGUUUGGGAGUUGCUGAAGUAUCAUUCUGUACCAUUGAGGUCACCAAGCUCCUUUUGGAGACAACCUUAUGCCAAGGAAUGUGGUGGCCGCUGAGUGGAGCCGCAGUCAAUGCGGGCGGGUUCGUGUCUGUUAACACGAAAGGCAAAACCUGAUUAUUCAGCAUGAGAAAAUCCACCUCUGCUUUUGGUCUUGCUUCUAUAAAUACAUAGUGUAUACUGGGUGUAGACUUUGCAUAUAUACGAAUUUGUAGUAUUUUCCUGUUUUGAUGUUGAAUCUGUAUCUAUAAUGUACCCUAGUAGGCGAACAUACUUUUGAUUGUACAAUUGUACAUUUGUAUACCUGUAAUGUAAAUGUGGAGAAGUUUGAAUCAACAUGAACACGUUUUUUGGUAAGAAGAGAAUUAAUUAGCCAGCCCCGUGCGCUCAGUGCACACCCUCACCUUCACGGUCGUAGCGUGUAGUGUUGUAUAUUGUAAAUUGUAAUUUCAACCAGAAGUAAAUUUUUUUUUCUUUUGAAGGAAUAAAUGUUCUUUAUACAGCUUAGUUAAUGUUCAAAAAAUAUAUAUAGCUUGGUUUAUUUGUCAGCUAGUCAAGACAGUAGCGAGAGCCUUUUUAAAUGUUACUCAUGAUUCAGUUCACACUAGUGGUUUUUUUAACCCUAAAAAAAGUAACGUUUUGCUUAUUUUGUGACAGUCAAAAAGGACGUGCGGAAGUUCAGCCCUCCCCCUUCCCUUCCCUGUGAUGGGAGCCUCCCCUGUAAAGUGUGACCCUUCCUAGUUCAGCCCUGCCCUUCCCUUCAAUCAGAGCCUCCUCUGUAAAGUGUGACCCUUCCUAGUUCAGCCCUGCCCUUCCCUGCAAUCAGAGCCUCCCCUGUAAAGUGUGACCCUUCCUUCCUUCUUUUGUACAGAAGAUGAACUGUAUUUUGCAUUUUGUCUACUUGUAAGUGAAUGUAACAUACUGUCAAUUCUUCUUGUUUGAAUAUAGAACUGUAACACUACACGGUGUACAUUUCCAGAGCCUUGUGUAUAUUUCCAAUGAACUUUUUUGCAAGCACACUUGUAACCAUAUGUGUAUAAUUAACAAACCUGUGUAUGCUUAUGCCUGGGCAACUAUUUUUUGUAACUCUUGUGUAGAUUGUCUCUAAACAAUGUGUGAUCUUUAUUUUGAAAAAUACAGAACUUUGGAAUCUGA